Eutrema salsugineum is the source of this 1476-nucleotide messenger RNA. RefSeq names its product zinc finger with UFM1-specific peptidase domain protein. Lineage: Eukaryota; Viridiplantae; Streptophyta; Magnoliopsida; Brassicales; Brassicaceae. Bases 61 to 1356 code for a protein of 431 amino acids. The transcript has 6 exons. The record is from RefSeq and is a predicted model, not a curated record.
UCAAGAGCAGACUGAUUGUUAAUUUUUUUUUUUUGGGACAAGAGAAUUGGUGAUCAAAUUAUGACCUCGAAAACGUCAAUGACGCAGUCAAAUUGUGUUAAAGACAGGACACACUCUCAAUCAAAUUGUCUUGUGCGAAUAGAAAAAAUGUCGGCUUUGUGCCCCGUCUGCAACCUUACGCUUCCUCACGACCAAAUCGAAAGCCAUGUGAAUGCCCACUUCGACGACGAUAAAAUCGAUCCACAAAUCGCAAGCGAUCACCACUUGGCUCUGCAACUCGCCUCUACUUCUGAUCCUUCUCCUUCUUCCUCUGCCUCAUCAUCCAACCUCGACGACAAAGCUGCGUCCUUGGUGCGUUCACAGACCAAGAGCCCGUUUUACAGUGUAGGAAAUGGUGGUUUGAUUUGUUUGCUGAAGACUUGUCUGGAAUCAGAGCUGAAAUCGAAGUCGAAACCUUUAGAGUGCAGUACCAGUUUGCUCUCUGGCUUUGUUGAUCAUUUCCAAGCCUCAAAGGAGGAUAAAGGUUGGGGUUGCGGAUGGCGGAACAUUCAAAUGCAAUGCUCUCACUUGCUUUCUCAUAGACAAGAAGCUAAAAGAGUUCUCUUUGGUGGCUCUAACUUUGUUCCUGACAUUCCCUCGCUCCAACGCUGGCUAGAGUUAGCCUGGAACAAUGGUUUUGAUGUCGCUGGAGCCCUCCAUUUCAAUAACCAAAUCUGCGGUUCCAAGAGAUGGAUUGGAACCACUGAAUGUGCUGCGCUGUUACGUUCUUUCGGGUUAAAAGCCAGAGUUGUUGAUUUUGCUCCCAAGAAAUCUCAAGCAAUGUAUCUUUCAGUCCCUGGUUCUACUAUUGCUCCCAAGAUAAAGUCAUAUGGUCCCAUGGACAGAUUUGUGAUCAAAAAGGGCGAAAGUGGGAAGGGAAAAACAGUUGACUCUCAUGGUUCUAAUCUUUCUAGGACCAGCAAAGGAGCAGUUUUAAUGGGUUGGGUUUGGAAUUACUUCUCAGACAACAGAUUAAACGUUUCCUCUGGUGUUCAUAUGACUAGCAAAGCGCCCUUGUAUUUUCAACAUGAAGGGCACUCAAGAACAAUUGUUGGGAUUCAGAGACGGUUGCAAGGAACCACAUUUACUCCUCAGUACAAUCUCCUGAUUUUGGACCCUGGUGAUUUUACUAGAGGCAUAGAGAAAGCACUUGUAGAGAAGAGAGGGUGGGAGGGAUUUCUUAAAAGAGGAGCUCACACACUGACGUGUCCCGAGUAUCAGAUUUUGUACGUUGAUAAUGGGAUCGCUGAUGGAGAGGAGUUGGAGCAGCUAAAGACCAUUGAUAGUCACUUUGUUGAAUUCUAUUGUCUUCCAUAAAUUUGAAGAGGGGUUAUCGAUGGACUCUUAGAUUAGUUGCAAUUGUAUACUGUAUAUUAUAUAACAUUUUUGUGUACUAUAUAAUGUGGUAAGAAUUAUUUCAAACAAUUUUCAUUUGUG